CCGUGUCCUUUCAGGCAGGUACAUACAGGCACACACCUGUAACAUGUCACGUUAAGGCAGUUCAUCUUGCGCUUAAGCAGAGCCGACAUGGCCGGCCAGCCUGCGGGCCACUUUCCCGGAGCUGGGACGCUGUUAUCGCGUUGAAUGAACCGGCAGUCUGUGUUGCAACGAGGCUUAUUAGUCACUUUCCGUGAAAGGAGAGCUACAUUUGGGGGAAGGCAUCCGGAUUGCGGGUGGAUGAGAGGGGGUUAGUUAUAAAAACCAGAAAGCCAGGAGGCCAGCUACACGGGAGUCAGGAAAUGGGGAACUGCCUGAAAUCCCCAACUUCGGAUGAUAUCACCCUGCUGGCCGAAUCCCAGGCGGACAGAGACGGACAUGCAGACGGCACGGAGCGGGACCGGGAGCCACCUCCGGCAUACCAGAUGCCCGUGUACCACCCCGUGCCCGGCCAGACGCUGCUGGCCAGCCAGCUGACGGAGGACGAGCAGGUGCGGAUCGCCAAGCGGAUCGGCCUCCUCCAGUACCUGCCCCGGGGGGUGUACGGUGUCUCCGGGGACGGCUCCCACAAGAUCAGAGAGUGUGUGAUCUGCAUGAUGGACUUUACUUAUGGAGACCCAAUCCGCUCGCUGCCCUGCAUGCACAUCUACCACGUGGACUGCAUCGACGACUGGCUGACACGCUCCUUCACCUGUCCAUCCUGCAUGGAGCCUGUGGACGCGGCGCUGCUCACCUCCUAUGAGAACAACUGACACUCUCCUUCGCUCUUGUGUAACCACGCCCCCCCCCCUGAGGAAUGCCCAAUCCCCCAUGUCCUAAGGAGGCGGGUUCAAAUGUAGCUUUCGCAAUCCUCCAAGACCCGCCUUCCUGGAUAGAAGCGGGGCUUUGUGAUGUCACUCUCCCACAGGCCCGCUGGCCAGGAUGUCCUGCUGGGAAGGGGAGGAGCCAGUGACCAUGACUGACAGAUGCAGCCACAAUUAGCAGAGCGUCUGAUUAUCACUGAAUAAAGGGGAGUCUCUGUGCUUCUUAGCAUCUCGCUUGGUCUGGCUGUGUCCAGGAUGAUUGAUUAGCUUUCCAGCACAGCUGACUUCCCCAGAGGGUCUGUUGUGAAUAAGGGCUCGAGUUGUUUACAGACUAAAUAUGCAUCUGUGUCUCAGACAAUGAGUAUUUGCACAUUCAUCUAUAUUAUAUAGAGAAAUUUGCACUUCUGUCUGGACACUAAAGCCACAUUUGUAUGAAGAAAAUUUGUUUGUAAAAAGAAUACUUGUCACAUUGUGGUAUGAGGGUUUUAAUGGUGCUUAUCACUGUGUUACCUAAAAUUGUUGUUGGUUUUAGGCUGGUGGGGGGGAGUGGGGGGGCGGACAGGGUCCUUUUAACUGGAAAAAUCUUUGACAAUUUAGCAAAUGCUUUUGCCAAGGUGACGUACAACUGGGGAUCAGACAGCAGAGUCAGACAGUCCCUGAAGCAGUUGGGGUUAAGGGCCUUGCUCCAGGGCCCAACAGUGAUGUGAUAUUACUCCUGCCAGCUACGGGAUUCAAACCAGCAGCCUUCUGGGAGUGGGUACCAAUCCCUCUCCACCUGAGUUACACGCCACCCUUCACUUGUGAACAUUUUAAAACUUUUUUUUUUUUAAUCAUAUUUUUCAAUUUCACAUUUCAAGUACAAUUCCAAUUAUUGUUGAAAUCCAGAUCUGUCAUGCACCAUAUGCACAAAACUUACGUUUUAAAAAGAAAAUUAUUUUUCUGAGAAUAAAAUGAUCCAUCCUUUUUAUAAUUUAACAAUGAAUAUAUAUUAAUGGGACUGAAUACAACUUAUUUUUUGUCUAAAUUUGACAAUCUCCUGUACUGUACAGCCCUUUCCUGUAAGGAAAUGUCCUUCUUUCAUCAUUGUGUAUUUAUAUACAUGCCGUACCAUAUGAAAAAGUGAAAAAAAUAUUCGCCAUUUUAUCUUGAUAAAAAUGCAUUUUCUCGGUUUAUCCAUUUCACGUUUUCCCUGCUUGUAUAUAGAUAUUAACUUCUUAUCACCAUUAGUUUGACAAACGUAUUGCGACUGGUUGUGGUAAAGAAGAGAGCACUUUCCUCAUUGUCGGUGAAUAAAGGUCUUUCUAUAUGUCCAGA
Paramormyrops kingsleyae is the source of this 2114-nucleotide messenger RNA. RefSeq names its product RING finger protein 11-like. NCBI's taxonomy places the organism in Eukaryota, Metazoa, Chordata, Actinopteri, Osteoglossiformes, Mormyridae. Gene Ontology annotation, biological process: ubiquitin-dependent protein catabolic process. Gene Ontology annotation, molecular function: ubiquitin protein ligase activity. Gene Ontology annotation, cellular component: ubiquitin ligase complex. The record is from RefSeq and is a predicted model, not a curated record.